Centropristis striata (black sea bass) is the source of this 3281-nucleotide messenger RNA. RefSeq names its product mitochondria localized glutamic acid rich protein a (gene mgarpa). Gene Ontology annotation, biological process: anterograde axonal transport. The record is from RefSeq and is a predicted model, not a curated record. The coding region runs from base 144 to 1838 and encodes 564 amino acids. The transcript has 8 exons. Gene Ontology annotation, cellular component: mitochondrion. NCBI's taxonomy places the organism in Eukaryota, Metazoa, Chordata, Actinopteri, Perciformes, Serranidae.
UUCAUACAAACGGCGGCGCACUACUUUCAUAGCUCAGCAGCGUGCAAGGGCGUCCUUCUCCUCCUCGCAUGUGUCUUUGAGCAGCCCGGACCGGCCAUUAAUCCAGCUCUAGCUGAAGGUGGAACAUUCCCUCGGAGAGCACCAUGUUUUCCUGCAGAGCGGCCUGGCUCAGGUGUGGGCCCGUGGUGCGGGGAGCAGCCCACAGGUUGCCCCGGGAUGUUGUGCAGCGGCGAGCGAUGUCGUCAGUCCCUGGUGGGUCUGGAGAAAACAUCCUGUACACGGUGCUGUGUGGCGGAGCCUUUGUUGCUGCCGUGUCAUACGCGUACAGCACUGUGAGCUCGGACAGCGCCAGGUUCAAUGAACGUGUUGCAGAAAUCAAUGCCCGACCCAAGACGGAGUGGACACCCAAACCAUGGCCACCUAAGAGCGCGGAUGAGGAAGAAGAGGCUGGAGAGGAGGAAGCGGCAGCUGAGGAGGCUGAGGGAGAAUCUGAGGUUGCCGAAGGAGAAGCUGAGGUUGCCGAAGAAGUUGCCGCCGGUGGCGAGGCAGAAACUGUAGUGGAGGAGGUCGCUGAGGUUGUUGCCGAGGUUGCCGAGGUUGUUGAAGAGGUGGCAGAGGAGGUUGCCGAGGUUGCGCAAGAAGUGGAGGCCGUCGCAGAAGAAGUGGCUCAGGUAGCCGAAGCGGUGGAGGAGGCUGCCGAGGCCGUCGCAGAACCGGCUGCCGUCGCUGCCGAGGAGCCCGAAAGCAACGUGAUUCCAGUAGAAUCUGCUCCCACAGAGGAAGCCCCAGUAGAGGCUGCCCCCACAGAAGAGGCACCUGCAUUAGUAGAGGCUGCCCCUACAGAAGAGGCACCUGCACCAGUAGAGGUUGCUCCUACAGAAGAGGCACCUGCACCAGUAGAGGUUGCUCCUGCAGAAGAGGCACCUGCACCAGUAGAGGUUGUUCCUGCAGAAGAGGCACCUGCACCAGUAGAGGUUGCCCCCACAGAAGAGGCACCUGCAUUAGUAGAGGCUGCCCCUACAGAAGAGGCACCUGCACCAGUAGAGGUUGCUCCUACAGAAGAGGCACCUGCACCAGUAGAGGUUGCUCCUGCAGAAGAGGCACCUGCAUUAGUUGAGGCUGCUCCUGCAGCAGAGGCACCUGCACCAGUUGAGGCUGCUCCUACAGAAGAGGCACCUGCACCAGUAGAGGUUGCUCCUACAGAAGAGGCACCUGCACCAGUAGAGGUUGCUCCUGCAGAAGAGGCACCUGCAUUAGUUGAGGCUGCUCCUGCAGAAGAGGCACCUGCACCAGUUGAGGCUGCUCCUGCAGAAGAGGCACCUGCACCAGUUGAGGCUGCUCCUGCAGCAGAAGCACCUGCACCAGUCGAGGUUGCUCCUACAGAAGAGGCCCCUGCACCAGUUGAGGUUGCUCCUGCAGAAGAGGCCCCUGCACCAGUUGAGGUUGCUCCUGCAGAAGAGGCCCCUGCACCAGUAGAGGCUGCCCCUGCACCAACAGAAGAGGUCCCUACAGCAGUAGAAGCUGCACCUGCCGAUGAAGCCCCUGCACCAGCGGAGGUUGCACUAAUAGAAGAGGCCCCUGCAUCAGCUGUUGAGGCUGUACCAGUUGUUGAGGAGGCACCUGCACUAGUGGUUGAAGAAUCCCCAGUGCCAGUAGAACCAGCUGCAGAAGAGCCCAAGAGAGAGUACAUUGUGGUGGUUCUGGAAGGAACACCUAAAUCUGAAAAACGGCCCAAGGUGCUGGGAGUGGGGUCCAUGAGUGGUAGAAUCAUCCCAGCUCCAGACGAUGACGAUGCUUCUGAGGGUAAGCGACGUCUUCUUAGGAUGCAAAUGAAGUAGUUCCAAAUAAGUAAACGGCUCCUGAAUGAAGACUUUGUAUUCUGCAGAAGAAGAGGACGUGCCUUUUCCCAACACUUUUCACCUUUUCUUCCUUUACACUGUCUCUACAUAAGUCCCUUGCACCUUUUGUGGUUGAAUAUACACGUACUGUACAGUGUUUAGAUCAAUGCCUGCUUUAUGGAACCAUCAUGGCAACACAUUGACAAUAAUCAUUGGCACGGCCCAUUAAUGUGACAGUCCACAAUGACUUGCAUGUCUUGAGUUUGAAUCCCUGAUGAGCCCAGCCAGUAGUUGAACAGGUCUCUGGUAUAUCUUUAGGAGCCUCUAUGACAGAUCUUCAGCGUCAUUGAAUUGUUACCUUUUUCAUGCUGUGAACCAAACUCUAGCCAUCCAGUCCCUGUUUUUGUUUCUUCUUGUUACAGUGUUUACUGCCUCAGAAAUCACUCCAGUGAAAUACCUUAAUACUCACCACCACAUCUUGUUUACCCAGUCUGUGCACAGCCACUUACAAUGUGAAACUAGUGUUACCUUUUAUAGAAGCAAGGGGCGAUUUCCUUCACCAGCAUUCUGUACAAUAUCUGACCUCAUGUGUUUCUUCUGCUCCUCUUGGUGUGAAAAUGAACAGCUGGAAAAACUAUUUUUUUCAUGAAGAAACACAACAUCUAUGUACAGCAGCCACUGGUUACCUCACUCUUGUUUGUUUUUCAGUCUACAGAUCUUUUGAUGCAUUCAGUGUGACAGUUCUUAAGCCAACAACACAGUUGCUAAGACCUUUAUUUCAGUAAACCCUAUUUAUUUUUCACUCCCUAAAUGUAAUAACCUAAACGUAUCCUGUCAAACGAAAUAAAGCAGGCACUUGUUGAUUUCCCUGUACUUUUCUUCCUUUUUAAAGGGUCAUUUAACACUCAAACACUGCUGCUCUACUCUAAUCUCAGUUUUAAAGCACAUUUACCUUUUGUCGACUAAAUCUGGUGAUAUCACUGCAGGUUUAUACCCUGGGUAGCUGUUGGAAAGCACCAUUUGUAAUGUCAUUGAUUUGAAUGUGACGAGACAGGAAAAAGAAAUGUAUAGAGAGCUGCGCAGCAGGAGGUUUCUUCUUAAUAUCCAGUUUUGAGUUACCUUUUGUAGGUGAGUUUGUUGCACAAUUUUGUAGACAAUCUAAUUGGACGGUGAAAGUAAGUGUUGGGGACAAUCACUUUCAAAGUUUGACAUAACUGAAUAUGGAUUGUGCAAAGAUCCUUGUAUCCUUUUUAUCCACAUGUGAAUCCAGAAUUGGGAGGAAAACCAACUCACUGCGUCAUGUUAUUUAACUUGGAUCCUUUUUCCUAUUUUUCAUAAAAGUAGCAGUACUGCAAAAUAAAAAUACUGUUCUGCAUUCUUAAUGUUCAGUUGGUCUGUUUCGGAAUAAAAUAUCUUAUUGGAAUAAAAUUAUUGAUGCUUGAA